UUCCAGGAAGGUUAUGCAUGCAUUUGAAGAUUAUGAUGACAGUUUGCCUAAUCCAGAUACUUUUUUGCACUCGUUACCACCAUAUAACUACGCAGAUUUCUUUCAAGAAUAUCCCGAAAUGUGUGUUAUCAUAACAGCAUUUUGUGCUAUUGCAAUUUCGAUGUAUUUCUGGGGAUUGUUCCGGGUACGGCGGGACGAACUUGAUAGCAUACUACUUAAUGGUCGGUUCUGCUCUUCAGUUCUAAGCAAGGUUCAGCAGAGAAUUACAGACAAAAACACAGAUGCAGCGGAGAAACCUUUAUGUUGCGCCGAAUCCUUCAAGUCUAGAACAUGCAAUAAUUCCCAUAACGACGAACCGAAUGAAAUAGUUGCCUCGCUUAACGAAUUAUAUGGAAAAUUAGCAACAGCGAAGUUACGAGCCAAAACUAAGAAAAUGGAAAAAACUAUGACUGAGGAAGAACGAAGAGAGGAACGAUUAAUACAGCAAAAACAACUGGAGUCGAUAUGCGAAAUGAUCAUGCAAGAGCCAGAAAAGUUUGGUUUGCAUGAUAAAUCAGAAAUCACGGAGCAAAUGAAAUUAUAUUCAGUUUGAACAGUGAUCGUCUGGUCUGUUGGCUUUCCGUUUUCGAGAUGGCUUCUUGAUGAGAAAUCUGAUUCUUUGAUUCUUUUAUCUCUCUCUUUUCGUUCUAUUCGAGGUUUUUUUUAUUCCUAUUUCUCAUUUUUUUCUUCUGUUUUUCUUGAAUUCAAACCCCAAACUUUUCACUAGAC
Molecule: messenger RNA, 768 nt
Organism: Loa loa (African eye worm)
Lineage: Eukaryota; Metazoa; Nematoda; Chromadorea; Rhabditida; Onchocercidae
Exons: 4
Coding region: 14-592 (192 amino acids)
Source: RefSeq, a predicted model, not a curated record